ACUCUCCGUUAGCUAUCCGUUAAAACGGAGCGCUGGUUCCCGAUUCCCAAAUUUUUGAAGUUCUCAGGCCAAAAGGCCAAAACCCCGAACCCAUGCCAGAAUGAGGGCUUUAGUUUCAUCCUCGCCAUUUUUCUUUUGAUCCUCUCCGAUUCUCUCCUCCACUCCCUUACCCCGCGGGAAAGAUGCCUUCGGAAGAUGCAAAGACAGUGAAGAAGGAGGAGGAGGAUGUCAAAGACAAAGACGAAGACGAAAACCAAAGCCUCGGUUCUAUUCUCGUCGAGGGCCGCAAGAAGAAGAAGGAUGCGAAGCCCGUCAAGAAAGAGAAGGUCGUCGAAGACCAAGAAGAUCGCAAGAAGGCACCUGCCAAUGCUGCCCCCAAGUCUCGCCCUAAGCAAGCCAAAGUGAAGAAGGAAGAAAAACAGGAUGAUUACGACGACGACGACGACUAUGAUUUUGAUAAGCCCCUGGCUAGAAAAAACAUCAACAAGGCCGAUAAGCAGCAGAAGAAGAAGAAGAAAAAGAAGGAAGACUUGGAGGAGACGAAGAAGAAGAGGGAGAGGAAGGUGUAUGAUUUGCCUGGUCAGAAGCGAGACCCUCCAGAGGAAAGGGAUCCAUUGAGAAUUUUCUAUGAAACGCUGCACAAGCAAGUGCCCAACAGUGAAAUGGCCGCAUUCUGGAUGAUGGAGUCUGGUUUGCUGUCCAAGGAGCUGGCAAAGAAAGUUUAUGAGAAGAAACAGAAGAGGAAUCAGCAGCAAAAGCUGGGUUCGCCUAUGAAAACUGUUACUGUGAAGAAAACCACCCAGUCGGUUACCAUUAAGAGAAAAACGUCAUCCUCUGUGGUUUCUUCAGAGAAGAAGAAGCCAAUGGAAAAGCCUAAUGCUGUGUCGAUGAAGUCCAAGAAGAGGAAGAAUGAGUCCGAAGAUGAUUCAGAUGACGACUUUGUGUUGUCCAAGAGGAUGAAGAAACAGAGAGCAUUGUGAUUUAUUUUUUUAUCGACAAUCAUUUGACUUAUUAAUGUGUAUUGUCAUCUUAGUUGAUUGAUUCUCAGUUGGGGAAGGAAUGGUUGGGGAUCUUGAAUGUAUGGGAAUUAAUGGGAUGUGAAGCUGUGUGUAGCUCCCUAAGAUGGGCUGUGCGAACGGACCAUGGUUUUUAAUUAAAAGCUCUAAUUGACUAAA
Messenger RNA from Malania oleifera, 1175 nucleotides. Its product is annotated as protein PXR1. The record is from RefSeq and is a predicted model, not a curated record. Lineage: Eukaryota; Viridiplantae; Streptophyta; Magnoliopsida; Santalales; Ximeniaceae. Bases 183 to 980 code for a protein of 265 amino acids. The transcript is spliced from 4 exons.